Messenger RNA from Centropristis striata (black sea bass), 2021 nucleotides. RefSeq names its product thymocyte nuclear protein 1 (gene thyn1). The record is from RefSeq and is a predicted model, not a curated record. Gene Ontology annotation, cellular component: nucleus. The coding region runs from base 119 to 781 and encodes 220 amino acids. Lineage: Eukaryota; Metazoa; Chordata; Actinopteri; Perciformes; Serranidae. The transcript has 8 exons.
AGAAGAAGGAGUAUGUGCGCCGGUAAAUUAGUUGACGUCACUUGUUAGUUUUCCGCGGGGUUUGAUGGUUGACAAGUUACCUGUUACACUUCUGAGCUACAGACUUUCUUUAUGAGAGAUGCCACCAAAGAAAAGGGCCAGAGUGACUAAAACAACAGCAAAUUCAGGCAAAGAUGAUGAAGGUGAAACAGUCGUCAGUAAGAGAAAAGCUGCAGCUUCUGCUAAGUCUGAAAAAAAUAAGAAGAGCUCAGAAUCUCCUCAGUACUGUCGCUGGCUGAUGAAGUCUGAACCCGAGAGCCGCUUUGAGAAUGGCAUCGAUGUGAAGUUUGGGAUCGAGGAUCUAAAGGCUCUGCCUGAUCAGACCGGCUGCUGGGACGGCGUCCGCAAUUAUCAGGCGCGCAAUUUCAUGAGGCAGAUGAAAAACGAGCAGUUGGCUUUCUUUUACCACAGCAACUGCAAGGAACCGGGGAUAGCAGGAAUCAUGAAAGUUGUGAAGGAAGCUUAUGUGGACCACACUCAGUUUGACAAGAAAGAUGUGCAUUUUGAUGCCACCAGUAAACCAGACAACCCCAAAUGGAGCAUGGUAGAUGUCCAGUAUCAAAGGAUGAUGAAGCGUUUUCUUCCUCUGUCUGAGCUGAAGAAGUACCACCUGCAGCAUGGGGCCAAAGGAGGGCCUCUGAAGGACAUGGCGCUUUUUACAAGAGCCAGGCUCUCUGUGCAGCCGCUCACUACUGAGGAGUUUGACUUUGUCCUGAGUUUGGAGGAUGAAGAGCCUCUGUGAGGAUUUGGACCAGAUGAUGCUUUGUGACAAUGAAAUCAUGAAGCUGUGACCUCAUUUACAGAUAUGUAGUAUGUUUUUUUUCUUGUUUAUGAACAGUAUUAAAUGUGUUUUUUGUCAAAUUAUGGCUGACAUCCACUUUUUUAACCUCCCUUUGGAUACUUUCAGUACAUACAAAUCUUUGAAUUGUAUGAUUUGAAUGCAGAACAGCACUUUAUAAACUAUAUUAUAAUGAGCCUGUAAUGUUGAUGAAGGUUGCCCUUCGCUCCCUUAGGACAGCUUUAGACCUUGUUUUAUUGCCAAUAUUCAACUCGUAAUUUGUAUUUAGCGUUAUGUGAGGCAAUUCUUCACAGUGCCCAGCGAACAUUUAAUGCAAAUGUCAUCAGAUAGAAAAUUAAUUCACAUUCUGCACUCUUCUAUAAUAAAGUCCACUUGUGUUAAGUGGUGUUUCACAUCGGCUGAUGGCCCAACUAUAACUAAAGGACAGGAUAUUAUUAUUGGUUGUGAUGAGGAAAAGUGUGGUGCAGACUGCUUAUUUGGCAAAUUAUAAUUUUUCUUGUGACUUGGGACCUGUGACCUAUACUAUUAAAGAUGUCAUCCUCGGACUAAAAUUAUUUUUAAAUGGCCCGACAAAAAAAUUCUAACUAGAGCCAAGCAGAUACUGAUUAUAAAUAGCAAAAAAAUUGCAGUUUCACCUUUUUCUAUGUGGUUUUGCGCCAAUAUGAUUAUGCAAAGGUACUCAGAAGGCUGCUUUUUUUAAAGGAUAUUAAACAUUAUAGUACGCUGUUCAUACAAUGUAUUACUUUGUCAACUACAUCACCAUCUUGAGAGGUAAUGUUCCACCUCACUGCUUGUUGGCGGACUUUUUUCAGCCAUCUGUCUGAACGAGAAAAGAACAUUUUAUUCAUCCAAUGCUCUGCUGAACAAACUACGUGAUGAUGACUUUGUUUCUUAUCACCUUAAGAAUCCUUUUCUGCUUCAUAUGUACUGUACACUUGAUUUUUAGUGAUUUAAUGUGGUGUUGAGCAGCUCUAGUGUUUCUACCAAGUCAGUACCAUUGAACUUUUGGCUUACUGAUAAUAAAACAGCUGCAGAUCUUUUUUUUUUGUCAACCAACUAAUGCCGUUUUGUGACUGAUGCAGCAGGAAUUUGGGAACCAACUACUUGACCUAUUCUACACUCUGUGGAUCCACAUACACUACCGGUCAUAAGUUUUAGAACACCCCAAUUUUUCCAGUUUUUU